This is a messenger RNA of Kickxella alabastrina, 1207 nucleotides long. Its product is annotated as tubulin binding cofactor C-domain-containing protein. Gene Ontology annotation, cellular component: cytoplasm. The transcript has a single exon. Lineage: Eukaryota; Fungi; Kickxellomycota; Kickxellomycetes; Kickxellales; Kickxellaceae. Gene Ontology annotation, biological process: tubulin complex assembly; post-chaperonin tubulin folding pathway. The coding region runs from base 151 to 1173 and encodes 340 amino acids. The record is from RefSeq and is a predicted model, not a curated record.
UUCUGCAAUAAUAUUUAAUUAUCAUUACAUUCUUAUUUUAUUCGCUUAAUUCGUUCGACAAUAGUAUUCAAUCAUCCUCAUUUACAUUAUUUGAUCAAUUUUUUAUGUACUUUUAAUACUAUCUAUUUAUAUUCAAAAAAACAUAUUCACAUGGCUUCCGCAGGUAGUUCAGUGAACGCUGAAGCAGCAUCCCAAUUCUGGACAUACUUCCAAUCGCAAAAACAAACAAUCCUCGGUGAAUCCGCCAAAUCCCACGAUAUAUCCCAUCUUAUACGCGAAUUAGACAGCAAACUGCGCGAAGCCUUUAUAUAUCUUCCACCGUACGACCAAAAACAAUUUACAAAAGACAUUGAUGUACUACGCGCACUCUUACAUAAAAAACACACGACAUUGGGAAAUAAUAAUGUUGGAAAUGGGGGAGGUGGUGGUAAAAGUGGGUUCAAGUUUAAAUCGGCUUCUGCUGUUAGCCGAUCGACCAUAGUGCGUCCGCCUGCGGUUAUAAAGAGUGAGCGUUUAGUUACGCCUGAUAGAGGCAACGGCACCGACAGCGGCGGCAGUGGUGGAGGUGGUAGUGGGGAGGAGGGAUCAUUUGUGUUUAGUGGAAUUGACAGCAAAUGGAUUGUGGCCAGUCCUUGUAGCAACAAUAGCGUGCAAACAGAUUGCGAACUACAGGAUAUAUCCAACAGUAUCGUGGACUUACGCCCGAUCAGCAAUACCCUGCGAGCGCUGAAUUGCCACCGGAUAACAAACACUCUUAUAAUCUGCCAUGCCUUAGCGGGCUCCGCCACCAUUCGAGACUCCCACCGAUGCACAGUAGUCCUAGGAGUGAGGCAGUUUCGAUUGGAGAACUCUGAGCUUGUCCAUGUGCUUUUGCAUUGCGUGAGUCAUCCGAUUAUUGAACGGUCAAAGGGUGUGCGGUUUGCGGAGUUUCCUAGCGUGUUACAGUCGGAGUCUAUGAUUCAUGGGAUGGAUGUGGCUGGGUUGCGUGGGUUGGAGAAUAUGUUUGAUAGGGUGGAUGAUUUCAAUUGGCUUAGGAGGCAGGCGUCGCCGAACUGGCGCGUCCAUGCGGGGAUGGCCGACGACGGGAUGUGGUCGCUGGUCGAUGACGAAAGCAAGCCGCGCGAACGCGUGCUCGAUGGACUGCUUCCUCAAGUUGAAUCCUCGGCAAACUGAUGCAUGCAUUGCUCUAGUAUAUCAAUUGGAUUGA